AUGUCAAGGCUCGCGAUGUCCUUCUACAGGGCAAUGUCGCGCACCGUGCUUCGAGGAAUGGCCGUGGAGAGGGCGGUGGUGCCGUGGUACCACCAGGAGCAAACCCUCAGCCCCUGGCAGGCCUUCGUCAAGAGCACCAUCUACCCUGUUUGGUUCAAGUACGUGAAGGGACCCUACGAGCGAUACCAGUACGAGCACCUGAUCGCGGAGCUUCGCGGAUACGGCCUCAUGCAGCCCUCCGGCAGAAAAGGCGUCGCGUGGGCGCAUGUGCAUUUGCAGCUGAAGCUCCAUCUUCGCUUCCUUAAGUUGGCAUCGGAGCUGCGAUCCAGGGCGAACUGCGCAGUGCCGAGUGGAAUGGCUGCCCCUCGGCUGAGGCCUCCACCACGCGACGAGCCGGAUGAUAUCUUUGACUUCAUCGAUAUGCCCGGCAACAACUCCGAGGAUCCUCGAGCAGAUGGGGCCGGACACGCUGUCUUCGAGAACGGCAUGAGCGGUGCUCCAAGAGUAGAUCUUCGUGAACCCGGCUCAUACGGCUGGACGCCUUCCAGACCUUUCCCUUCAGCGUUUCCUGGCUUUCCGAAUUUUCCUGCCACAACUGCGCCACACAACAUAGGAGCCAGAGCACAAGGCUUCUCUGGCGGACAGUUUGGCGAAGGACCUCUUUGGAUGUGCAGGGCGUGUCAGAGCGAUGACUGCCGUUGGGAUAGAACGAGGGAUAGCUGGUUCUGUGUGCGCUGUGGCUCUGAUCAGAUUUAUGACACCUCGCAGCCCGCUGUGGAGGAGACACGCCACGGCACAUGGACCUACCAGCCCCGCGACAGGAACUCCUCUGCUUCUACGUCGCCGCGCUCGUCACCUUCAUCGGCUUCUACCUGGACAAGGCCUGGCCCGAGAAUGUCACGGACAGCCAGGUUGGGGCCACCAGGGCUACCAGGCGGCGAAGGCUUCGACUUUGAGGCGCGCGAGGCUGCAGAGAGUGAGACCUUGACUUUAGAUCCCUGCGUGACGCCAAGCGAAACCAGUGAGCAGCCGGGCAGAUUGAGCCGGAGACAACGCAGGGCGAAGAAGCAAGCAACGGCAAAGGAGAGCUGCAAGGGCGAGAAGACCGAGGAUGGUGAACUCGACGACUUGCAGGACACUGCCAAGCAGCUUCGCAAGCUCCUCAACAAGUCCAAGAGCGACUCCGACCAGGCUUCAUGGUCCUCACUUAAAGGACCUGAACGUGGGGUUCGAUGGCGCGGAGGCACCCCGCCUGCUCCACCGAAAUGGCAAUACAGCAAAGAUGACUUAAGGGCCUUCUCCAAGUUCGAGCGCAAGGUGGGCAUCUGGCAGCUCCAGGUGAAGCCUUACAUGUCCGAAGCCGAAGCCGCCCUGUCACUUUACUGCAGUUUGAGCGGGGAGGCUGAAGAAGAGCUCGAGCACAUCGACCUCGCCAAGCUUUAUGCCAAGGACGGGAUUGCGUUCUUGUUGGAGCAGCUCCGAGGACCUUUGCAAGCCAAGCAGGUCUACCUUAAGCGAAAGUUCCUAGCAGAUUUCGAAACGGUCAGCAGGCACAAUGGCGAAGGCAUGAGAUCGUAUGUGAACAGGUACCACCGUGCUGAAAAGGCGCUGCUUAGCAUAGGUAUCAACGUGACCCUGACCUAUGACUCAGAGAGCCGUGGCAGCAGAUUGCUCGACAGGGCAAAGUUGACCUUGGAGCAGCAGAGAAUGGUUCUAGUAGGCACGAACCAGUCUUUACACUUCGACGAGAUCAAGAAUGCUCUCGUGCUGCAGUACCCGGACCACAAACCUCCGCCAUAUGUGCAGGGACCCCCUGCAAAAGAUCAGCAACAGAACCCUCGAGCUUUUCCAAAAGGCAAGGGCAAGGGCUACAAAGGCGCAUGGUCAUCGUCGACCUCGGCGCCUACUACAUCUUCGUCUUCAUCGGCUGCCGGUUCUGCGAGGCGAGUGUGGGUUGCUGAAGCAGAGAGCGGCCCAGCAGACGAGGACAGUGAGUUCCUCGACGGUGCGAUCCAGGAGCUCAUGCAGGUUCUGACCGUUACUUCAAAGAAGCUACAAAGUAUGACCCAGGGUCGGAAGUACAGAGGCGCUCCACGCAAAAGCGUGGAAGAGCGCAAGCGCUCUUCGUCGUGCUCGGCUUGCGGCCAAAUCGGUCACUGGGCUGGGGACUCGGAAUGCGCCGUGAGUGCCAAGGGCAAGCCCAAAGGCGAUGCCGGUAAAGGCAGCAAGAGCAACACCACAAGCGUGAAUGACAAGAAGGGCGGCGCUGGGACACAAAAGGUCUUUUCUGUUCGGCACGCAGGGGGACAUGAAGUUCUGUAUGCGUUUGAUCCUCAACAGCAAUGCCCGCAAGGUCCAGACGAUCAUCCCGGCCAGGUGCACCGCUCCCUUGUCGUGUUCCAGAGUGCAGCGUUCGAGUGCAUGACAAGUGCUAGCGAGAUGCAGGGAUAUUGUGUGGUGGACACGGCAUGCCAGCGAUCGUGUUGCAGUCGGAAGUGGUUUGACAAUCAACAAGCACUGCUACAAAGCUUUGGCCUGGAGGCAAUGUUCACCAGACGAUGCGAGGCCUUUCAGUUCGGAGCAGGGGCCCCACAGCGAUCGAGCACUUGCGUGUACUUUCCCGUCGCUUUUGAAGCCAGUCAUCCUUUGAUUGCCUUGGGCGCUUCGAUCCUGAAUGACCUCGAAAUACCUUUUCUCGCCAGCCUUAGCCUCCUUGAAAAGCUCAAUGUUGUGCUCGAUUUGUGCAACCGCAAGGCCUAUAUCGGACUUCUUGACUGCACGGUCGACCUCUUCCUGGUCCAAGGCCACUUGUGUCUCAAGAACUCAGAGUACCCAGCCGAUGUGCAGUUCGUUUGGGAAGAGCAGGACACGCAUGACUGUGAGUUUUUGUGUGAUUCUAGCAAGUGCUUUGUCAGCAAGCUUUCAAAAGACAACCAUGAAGAGUCAGCAGCUCGAGAGAGAGCCCUGAACCUUGUUCAAAAUGUUGGCAACUCCCCCGGCAUGGCUUGUGAGUUGGCGUCGCAUGGUCAAGGGACUUCGGCAGAUGACGGUGCUAGCCGUGUCUACGGCUCUUCGUGCAACAAGACUUGGGCUGGGAAAGCAAGUCCAGGGAAGCCUCGACGUUGGCACGGGAAAGGACACGGCCACCAAGAAGAAGCCGAAGCAGGUGCUAACGAUUGCCCCCACGCACUGCCAGCACUUGAACAUGAAGCGCCACGGCAACGCACAGGGCCGCUUCACAACGUGCGAGGACUGCCUAUGUCGAUGGAAGUGGGGCGUCGGCGCAGAUGGUGCAACCCCUGGGUGGCUUUAUCAUCCGUCAUCCAAAUCGCAUGCGCUUCCCUUGCCUUCGGCCGACACGGUCCUGGAUCACUCGUGGACUCCGGGAACAGCGUCGUCCCCAACGACUUUCGGGGCGUCAGCGAAGACGAGGGCGCAGCCGAUUUUGGCGACUUCAGCCUCCGGGUACCAUGGAACGCUGGCCGCGACCACAGUGAUCCACGACAGCGACAGCGAGGAGACCCAGGACUACGACUGGGACCUGGUGCUGAACCCUUGAUCAGUGGCAGUGGUCCAGCGCCGCUGAAGAAGGGCCAGUGGAAGAGGGCGAUGCACAAUGCUGACAAGUCGCUCCAGCUCUUGAGCGGCGAAGUGGAGAUGUAUAACCAAUGGCCUGGCGAUCUCCACCUAGGUCAUAGAGCAGAUCUCUUGGAAGUGUUUUGGGACGGCGCUGCUGCAACAAGUUGCUUCAACUAUAGUCUAGCUUCACGGGCUGAGACUUUUGGGCUUUCCUUUGUGAACCUCCAGGGCCUUGAGCUAGACAAGUCUUCGGAACUCUUGCUGCAGAUCGUCCUUCAAAUCAAACCUCGUGUGCUGUUCGUGCACAGAGCAGCCAACCAGCCUGUGCAAGUCAAAAUUGCUGUGCAGAAGUGCUGCGAGCUACAGGUGCAUCACGAGGGCAAGUUCAUAGUCGACUUCAGCUCGGACUUUCAUGAAGAUGCCUCCGGUGUCUUGUUGAAGAUUCAAGAGCUUCAUGACGUGUGUGAGGUGAGCUUUGCAGACAAUCAGUACAACGAGGCCGGCAAGCGCUCCUUUGUGACCAAUUGUCGGUGCCUUCUGCAAGCUCACGAGACAGGCGACAUAGCAGAAACCAUGCUGUGCUGCAUUCAGAAUGAAGUUCGCAUGCUUUGCCCUUGGAAGUUCGAUGAGCAUGUUCAUGAAGUGUGGUAUGCGCCUCCCGUAGAUGCCCCUGAAGAGUGGUUGAGCCUCCUCGAAAGCCUGGAGAAGCGCCUCGGCAAAAGCAGGUACUUUUAUCUCAGCGAUGACUCCAAGGAGAUGCAGCAGCUCAGGCAACUCGUUCCUUGGGAGCUGACAAGGGCACAGGUGUAUGCGCAACCAGUCACUCGAAGGAUGCCAGCAGACGUUCCUUUCACUCAUAGGGGAGCAGCGAUGAUCCUGAACAACGGCCAACUUUCCAUCGAGUCAGAAGACCUUAACGAAGUUCGGCAGCCACGCCUUCGCUUUGAAACCCCUGUCCGGACCGCCGUGUUCUUCUACGGGAUUGCCGAGGACGAUAAAGCCCAACAGACCGCCAAGGGUGACACUCCCGACGUGCAUGUGCCUGGGUUGCGUACGGAUAUAAGUUUCCCUGAGAUGCCCGACUCCAUCCCGAAAGAGGUGCGCUCUGCAGUGGCCCGGUUGCACAUCAACGCAGGCCAUCCACCUCGACAAGAGUUGGUGAGACUGCUGGCGGCGCACGGUUCAAUAAAUGCAGCUGUGCUAACUGCGUUGGAGCACCUGAAAUGCGGUACUUGUGAGAGGGCACGCGUGCCGCUCAAGCCACGGCCUGCUUCAGUUCCUGAGUUCGUGGGUCAGUUUGCUGAGCAACUGCAGGCCGACCUGUUCUAUGUGCGGGACCUGUCCUCGACCAAUCAUGCGCUGCUUGGGGUGACAUGUCUUGCUACAAAGCUGUACCAGGCCGCAAUCUUGGAAUCUCGGGAUCCACAAGUUGUUCUGAAUGAGUUUGACCGACUGUGGCUUCGACCAUAUGGCUAUCCUCUCUUCAUGUCCGUUGAUGCCGACGGCGCCUUUGAAGGAGUUUUUCAACAACAUCUCCAAGAAAGCGGGGUGCUGAUGAACACAGUGCCGGCCGACGGGCAUCACCAAAUCGGUGCCAUCGAGAGAAGGAACGCCAUAUUUAGAUCGGUCUUGGAGAGGCUCAUUGAUCAAAAUGGUGUCGUGAACCGGGACCAGAUGGAGAUGUGCAUAAGUGCAGCCAUUUGGGCGGUGAACACCAGCAUACACACACGCGGCCGGAGCAGCAUGCAAGCAGUCUUUGGCAAGCUUCCCAGGUUUCCGGGUGAUCUUCUUUCAGAUUCUGCAGCCCUUGCAACUUCAGAUUACCACCUCCUUGCUGAACAACUUCGUUCACAAGCGUGUCAAGUUGUCUCGGAAAUGGCUGCAUCUUCAGUCAUACGACGGGCUCUACUGCGCAAAACGGCGACCUCCAGGGCAAGGGUCAAUGAGCUUUUACCUGGGUCAAUGGUGGCCUACUGGCGGUGGAACCUGAAGGCGCGCGGCAGGAAGCGAGGCGGUUACAUCCUGGGGCGCCUGGUCGUGAAGGACGAUAAGAACGCUUGGGUUCAGAGUGGAGGAUCGCUUGUGCAGGUGACGCACGAGCAGCUCAGACCAGCAAUUGGCGUCGAGAUGUGGACUCCCAGCCCUACGGAUGUCAAGAUGCUGAAGGACGCAGGCAAACUACUUCGAGCCGGUCUCUGGGAUGAUGGCCGACAAGCUGGACCUCCUCUUGACGAACCUCUUGAGCCUGUUGUACAUGCUCCCCAAGAACCAGUUUCUGAAGCUCAAAAUGAACAACAGGAGCUAGGGCAGUAUCAACUACCACCUGGACGGCAACAGACGCUGCAGGAACCUGACCCACAACAAGUUUCGCAACAGGCAGAUGCUUUGGCACUUCCUAUUGCUGGCCGGCAAGCUGAACCUCAAGCAGAUGAGACAGCAACCGGCGCCAAUGUUCAAAUCUUUUCUCCUCGCUAUCAGCAGCAAAACAUUUGGCAGCUUGGCGAGGAACAACAAGCCAGACCAGGAGCUAAAGCGCGCUCCAGGUCAAGGGGUCAGUCUACAGCUUUGCCUUUGACUCCAAAACAACGUCAGAUACAACCGCCUACUCCAAAUCAACCAUCAACGCCACGGUUACCCGCAACACCACGACGGCGUGCAGCAGUCAAAAGACUCCUGGAUCAAGCGCCAGAAGAGCCGGCAACCAAGACACCAACACCUUCAACACCACCAGCGCAGGAACCUCACCGACUACCGCCAGUUCCGUCACCGCUUCCUCACACACCGGUACCUUCGGAGUUUCCUUUCUCUCCUGAGUUUCCCUUUUCAGCUGAAGCAACGGGAUCCGCGGAAUUCGAGGUCUCUCAUGAUGACAGACCGACUUCGGUGCCUACCACUUUGGAGGCUCCUACAGUUGAAAAUCAACCUGAGACGGCAGGCGAUGGCGCUGCCGAGAGCAUGCAAGCCACGAGCACCGAGGAAGGACCUCUUCCUCAAGUUCCGGCUAAAAGACCACAUGACGCACUACCAGCAAGCAAGCUCCACAACAAGAAGAACAAGGACUACCGCGCGACACUCCUUACUAACUUCAUCCUCGACAACCUCUUCGAGAUCUACGGUCCAGACCACAGCUGGGACGGAUCUCCUGAGUACAAAGAUGGGCCUCCUUGCUUGGCCUUUCGAUGUUCAGCAGCAAAGCUCGAGGAAGUGGAAGUGUCUUCUGAUUCUUCAGACGACGAAGAGGGAGGACGCGCUACUACCUUGUCCAGGCAGGAGCGCAAGGCCAUCGACAGGGAGAUACCUUGGAGGAGAAUCAUAGCCGACUUCCCCUCCAACGUGGUCGAUCUCUACGUGCAAGCCAACAAGAAGGAGUUCACUUCGUGGACUUCUUGGAAGUCGAUAAGGCCAGUUCCCCCUGACGAGGCUCAGCGGAUACGGGCAGACCCGGUGCUUAGGCGCCGCAUCAUGCCAUCGCGCAAUGCCUACCGCGACAAGAACAGGGGCGCUGGUCCAGACAUCAAGGCAAAAUGCCGUACAGUCAUUCAGGGCUGUCAUGAUCCGGACCUUGGCUUGCUGGACAGAUCCAGUCCAACGCCAACGCGAUUGGCUGAGUUCCUGAUCUACGAGAUCGCUUGCGCAGGCUACAACAGGAGACUGCAACGCAACCGAAAAUCCUGGAAACUUUGGUCAGGCGAUGUGUCGACGGCCUUCUUGCAAGGUCAGCCUCAGGCCCGAGACUUGCCGAUCUUCAUGAGGCCGCCUCGAGAUGAUAUUCAACGAAUGGCUCAGACCUUCUUGCGCGACCUCUACGAGGUUGUGGGAAACCUUUACGGCUUGUGCAACGCGCCGAGGACAUGGAUCAACCAUAUCGUGUCCAAACUCGUCAAAGCCAACUUCAAGAGGCAUCGCCUGGACCACACCGUGUACUACAAGCUCGACGACGCAGGUGACCUUUUGGUCAUCUUACUGUUCCACGUAGACGACUUCUUGGUCGCCUUUCGCCAGGACUACCAGUUCGACGAGCUGCUGAACAUGUUCACAUGGGGUCAGACCAAUUUGCUUGACGAUGGAGAGUUUGUCUUCAAGGGCAAGGAGGUCAAGCUCAUCCAGGAGAAGGGCGAGUUCCGGAUCAAGGUCACUCAGAAGGCCUUCAUCAACGAGCUUGAGCAAGGCAAGCUACCUCGUGGACGUGCAGACCAAGGUGACACCCUAACCAACGAAGAGUUCAAGGAGUACAGAAGCUGCGCAGGAAGUCUACAGUGGCUGGGCGGCACAACCAGACCAGACAUCUCCGCGACAGUUUCUUUGAGCAACCUUGGUCAGGAAAAUGGACCGCAGCAGCUCAAAAUGCUGUACGAAUGCAUCGACUACCUCAAAACCACCGCCGAGGAAGGACUCACCUUUUAUGGUGUAAGCCUCAACUACGCGACCACGGUCAUUGGCUACGGCGACUCCAGCUGGGCAAACGCUCCCGGUGGAAAGAGCCAGAUGGGAGUGUUAGUUCUCCUCGCAGGCCCUGAGUGCAAGGAUACCAUCACCCGCGCCACGCUUGUUGAUUGGAAAAGCUCGAGGAGCCCUAGGGUGACAAGGUCAACUCUUGCGUCCGAGGCGAAUGCUAUGGACGAGUGCGUCGAUAGGUGCACGUUCUGCAACUCCUUCCUUUCUGAGCUCCUGGGUGGCUUCAAGGUUACGCCUGAGCAGCUCAAAACUACAGGAAUGCUUCCUCAGUUGCAGAUCACAGACUGUAAAAGUCUGUACGAUGCCGUGAUCUCCGAUAACCCCUCGACGUCCGAGAAACGGACAACAAUAUCGAUUCGUUCGAUACAGGACUACAUCAGUCCCGAACAGGUACACUGGGUGCCAACUGACUUGAUGCAUGCUGAUGUUCUAACCAAGCACUCCACUACCCUUAGGGACAAUUUCAUCAAGUGGUUGCGCAACCCCACAGUACAGUUGAAGGAGUUGGUCCACCGAAAAGAAAAAGACAUCAGUGUGAAUGUUCAGCUUAACUGUGCUUGCAUUCGGUGA
Messenger RNA from Symbiodinium natans, 8604 nucleotides. Lineage: Eukaryota; Dinophyceae; Suessiales; Symbiodiniaceae. The record is from the annotation of a GenBank genome assembly.